UAUAGUUUUCUUUUAUUUUUAUAUUGCAAUUUAUCUCCUGAAGGUCAAGUAACCUGGUUUGGUUAUGAAAGUCCUCGUAGCUUCUGGGACUAUAUCAGAGUGGCUUGCCGGAAAGUUUCACAGAAUUGUAUCUGCAGCAUUGAAAAUAUGGAAAAUGUCAGUUCCUCUAGAGCCAAGGGUAGAGCCUGGAUCAGAGUAGCACUCAUGGAGAAACACUUGUCUGAAUACAUUUCUACAGCUCUGAGAGACUUCAAAACAACCAGGAGAUUUUACGAUGAUGGAGCAAUUGUCUUGGGUGAGGAAGCAAAUAUGCUAGCUGGCAUGCUGCUUGGGCUCAAUGCUAUUGAUUUCAGCUUCUGCCUAAAGGGAGAAGGUUUGGAUGGCAGCUUCCCUGCUGUAAUAGACUAUACUCCAUAUUUGAAGUUUACACAAAGUUCUGAUAGUAUCAGCAGUGAUGAAGAAGAGCUCAGGACAUUAGGAAGCAGCGGCAGUGAAAGCAGCACCCCAGAGAAUGUGGGCCCUCCCUUCAUCAUGGAUGACAACAGCUGGUUCAACAAGUGUAAGAGAGUGAGACAGAAGUAUCAGCUUACCCUCGAGCAGAAGGGUUAUCUUGAAGAACUCUUACGACUUCGAGAGAACCAACUGUCUGAAUCUGUCUCCCAGAAUAAAAUACUACUUCAAAGGAUUGAAGAUUCUGAUCUGGCCCAUAAAUUGGAAAAGGAGCAGUUAGAAUAUAUCAUUGUGGAACUUCAAGAUCAACUGACUGUGUUAAAGAAUAAUGAUUUAAGAUCAAGACAAGAGUUAACUGCCCACCUCACCAACCAGUGGCCUUCCCCAGGAGCUCUGGAUGCCAGUGCUGUUGCCUUGGAUACGUUGCUUUACCGAAAACACAAUAAACAGUGGUAUGAGAAAAGUUACCAAAGUCUUGACCAGUUAUCAGCAGAAGUUAGCCUUUCUCAGACUUCACUGGAUCCAGGCCAGUCACAAGAAGGAGAUGGAAAACAAGACACAUUAAAUUCAAUCAGUGAAGGUAAAGAAGAUACCCCUUCGUUACUUGGUCUCUGUGGGUCACUAACAUCAGUGGCAAGCUACAAAUCUCUAACAAGCCUAAAAUCAAAUGACUAUCUUCCAAGUCCAACAACAGAGAUAACAAGUCCAGGCCUAACUCCAUCCUGAAAAACUGGAAAAGCCAGAAGUUUCAAUAGUGGAAAUGUUUAAUUUAUUUAAGUUUGACUGCAGGGGAGAUAUUUCAAAUUUUACACAGCAUUGUUCUGGUACAUGUGUGGAAUCCUAUUGCUUAGGGAAUUCAGUACUCGAUGUAAACUUAUAAGGAAAGAACAUAGUAGUCCUGCCAUUUGUCACUUUAAAAAACUUGUAUUUCUCAUUGAGGUUUUAAAUUGUAUAGGCUUUUAAAACUUUCAGAGAUUCUCCAAAUUAAAAGUUCACUGCAAAUUGUACAAUAUUAUUCAACUGAUUUUUUUUGAUAUGUUUAUUCCAGAAACUUAAGCUACUGCUUUUUCCUUCUUUGAUGAUUUGAUAUUCCUAAAGAAGGCAACUACUUAAUUUUACUUUUAUUUAUUUCCUAAAUUCUAAUGUUCAGAUGCUGUACUUCCAUAUCAGGAAAGGUUCUGAGUUGUGAUUCCACAGUGGCACUUUGCUUUCCUUAAACCCACGGCCUUGUGCAUGCAAGGCAAGCACCCGACCACUGAGCUCGGCUUCCAGAAGCUCAGUAGUUCUUUAGCUCUUAUUACUUCGUACCAACAUUCCACUUAACAUUUUAUAAAUUUUGUAGGAAUGUGCCUUUUUAGGCAGUUACUUAUUUGUAAGGUGAUAGGGAAAGUAUUUUAUAUAUGUGUCUUUGUUUUCUCAAGAUUUUCUUUAAUCAAUUUUAAAAUGAUUAGCAAUGCCUGAAAAGUUAGCAACAUUUCCAAAUAGAGAAUAAUGAACGUUGAAAGGGGGUUAUAUCAGAAAGAUUUCAAGUUCAGUGAAGAAUUGGUGAAGCUGUUGAACAAAAUGUCUAGGGAACAACUAUACCUAACAACAAACAUCUGAUCAACAGUGCUGACUUUUCUCCCUUGUGUGCAACAGUGAAUCAUGACGUGUGUUUUACAGCCUCUAUCACUAUGCCAUGAAGUCAUUUAAAAACUGAUGUUAAUGUUUAAAAAUCCCUACAUUUCUUCAGGUAGUUUUUUUUUUUUUAUAAUCCAUAUCGUAAAUCUUUUUGCAAUUUUUGAAACUUACAUUUGUCCCUAAAAAUUCCACCAUAUUGAAAAUGAAAAUAAAUGAAGUAUAUUUUCUAUAGUAGUAUGAAGAAAAUAUGGUUAGUUGUGCCAAAGAAAUUUUAUAUGUUAUUUAUAUGAUGAGGCCACAAUACUUACUGGGAACUUCAUAUGGUAUUUUUGUUUAUUAAUAAAACACUGCAUUCAAAUAUAGUGGCUUUGACAUACAUGAAGAAUGUUCCUUCUAAAACAGUUUUUUGUAAGAGCUGAAUUUAGCACAUUCAUUCUUUGUUUUAGAAAUGUAGGUGUGAUGAUUCUCUCCAGUAGAGAUUAGUCUCAUAACCCAGAAUAUAAAAUUGGAAGGACAGUCUUACACGAGACAGUCCAAUGUCAUUUAGUGACAAAGGAGGACUGACAGCCCUUAUCUUAGCUAUGCCACAGCAUUCUCAGAACUUUUAAAGGCUUUAACACUUGUACAAAUGUAAUAUUCCUGAGAAAUGGCACCUUUAAUUUUAAUAUAUUCUCAGUUCUGUAUACCAUAUUAAGAAUGAGGUACCCAAAGCAGUUUUUAAUCGCUGUGAGAGGUGGAAGGAAGCUAUCAAAUGAAGAUGGUAGAAACCCUGGGAGGAUGGAAUGAGAAAAUGGAUAAAGAAGGGAACUUGGGGAAUUUUAGGCUGGCCUUGAGCACGACUGCUGCUUUACCAAAAUCUCUGAGGACAUUAAAAUGAUUUAUCACCCGUGAUCGUUACUCAGCUGAUAUUCCCUUCAGUAACUAAACAAAACUGUCACGUUUCCAUACAUUUUUAUGAUGUAUAAGGAAAUUCAAGAUUACUACCCCGUAGUUUUUCAAAUUUAUCUAAUGGAAACAGUACCUUGUGCUUCUUAAUGUGCUGCUAAGCGCAGUUAAACAUGACAUCUCAAGAUCAGGACUUUGUCUCCUUUCUUGGAGAUCCCACUAUAAAAUACAGCUGCUGUUGUGAACUUCAGAUUUCUACACAGUUCAUUUCACACUAGUUUUAAGUAGUUCGUAAAUGUUUGCAUGAAGAAACAAUGUAUGUCUCAAUCUUUAAUUUUAGGUGGUAGUUUUUAUGUUUACAACCCCUCAAAAGAAUGCUGAAAAUGUCGGUAUUUCCAUGUGUACUUUGUUGCCUUGAUGUACUAUACUUGUUGCAUGUAUAUUAAAGAUUUUGUACCAAGUAAUGGUCUUUUUUCUUUGACCAAAAGUUACCUGAUUGAAA
Molecule: messenger RNA, 3457 nt
Organism: Octodon degus (degu)
Lineage: Eukaryota; Metazoa; Chordata; Mammalia; Rodentia; Octodontidae
Gene: Rundc3b
Product: RUN domain containing 3B
Exons: 9
Source: RefSeq, a predicted model, not a curated record